UAGACGUACUCUGCGCUGUGUCUAAUAGUGUUUUUCUCCAUAACAACGAGAACUUCCCGCGCCAACGUCACAAGACCAGGCGAGGUGUUGUCCAGCGUGCUGUCGGCGCUAGAGUCGCGGGCAGGCACGGCGAAGGAAUCGGCCGAACUGCUCGAGCUACUGGGGACAUUGCUGGACUUCGACUUCAGUGGUUCAGACCCUGCCCUCCUGGAGGAAUAUGCCAAGUUACUUGUUGAUGUGCUUCGGAAGACAUCUUCAAAUCCUAUUGCUAUGGAAACGUCACGUGACUUUGUUUUAGAUUGCAUGGCAACCAUCACGCAGAUUGCCAAGGCGGUCGGCAGGGCGUGGCCAGAGGGAUCAUCAAUGCGCAUGCACCAGGAUGACACAGAUGUUGUUCUGAGAAAUAAGGAAGAGCAAAUACAACAAGAGGAACACUCUUUCGGCAUCGCCAGUUCGUUCAUUUUGUUCGAUCAAGAGGUCAUGACCCCGCCGGUUGUUCUUGUCGAGAGCCAAUCAGCAGAUUUUCUGGGCUACAGCGCAGAAUUUGAGUCUACGGUGGAUUACGAGUACAACGAGUUUCCUAGUGAACUGGCUAUAAACAUUAACGUCACAAGUGCCUUUAAAGCUUUAAAUGUCCGUGGCAAGGAUUUCACCCUUCAAUACUCAGUGCCCUUGUCUGAGACAGACCUGACAUCGAGCAGAGAACUCAUCUUAUCCCACACAGAGGAGGUUAUUAUAAGGGAGGGCGGUAAUGUCACCAUCGUGUCCGUAUCAUCGACAACCAAAUGUAAAGCCCGAAGCAACCUGGACAGACGUCUUGCAACUGACAAACUGAAUGGAUGCAAGAUCUUGCACAUCGAUGGCAGAACUAGGUCAUGUGAUUGUAAUCACGUGGAUGACGUCACUGUCUUCAUCAAGGUGUGGAAAAUCGGUAUUUCUGGGAUUUUCAGAUGGUCCAUUUCAAUCAGCUGUGUCGUGUCCUUCAUUGCCAUUACCAUCGCCGUGGCCAUCCUUGGAUAUGCACGAUGCUUAUGGAAGGGAGAUGAGGAUUUGUUCCGCACCAUGGUUCUCGUUACCAUAGCAGCGACUGAUAUGUGUCUUUUACUGUCAGUGCAGGAAAUUGAGAGUGAAAUUUUCUGCAAAGCAAAUGCCAUCGUCUUGCACUUUUCCUACCUGUCGAUUUCCGCAUGGAUGUUUGUUCGAGGUUCCUUACUCCUCCGCCAAUCACACAAGCCGUUACAUGGCGCCACGGAGUCACUUCCAAGGCGACGUAUCGGCUUUUUGAUUGGACUAGGCGUCCCCUCAGUCGUUGUUUUCAUUUCAGGCGCUACCUCAGUGUCUCAGUACACGUCCGAGUUUGGAUGUCUGGCCGACUUUAAGGCUCUUUUAUGGGUGUUUCUGUUGCCGGCAAUUAUAGUCUCGAGCGUGAGUAUUGGAACAUUUUUUUUUGUGGCAUUUUCUUGGUUACUCUCUAUAUAUAAAAUUUCGAGCUUUCUUUCCUUCCCCUACCCCAAAAGAAAUGAUCUUCAAAGAUUUGCACUGACGGCUGUUCUGGCAGUGGCAGCGGUGGUCUUGAUGCCAUCAUCAUUGGCUACGCCCACUGGUAAAGUAACAGCAAACGAAUGGCUCUUCGUUGUUGUCAACUCACUUCUCGGACCAUGCGUGUUGUCUCUAUCCUGCUUUACGGACUCCAAGGUUCGCAAAGCUCUUGCCCUUCGGGUUGGUCAGAACAAGAAACGCACUGACAACCUAUCAGUGUCUGCACAAAAGGAUUCAUCAGAGGGAAUCCCCAAGGACCGUGGAGCAUCGUACAUCGACGUUGACUUCACCCCCGUGAUCCCGUGGCAUGGGGCGUCCAAUCACCGCCCAGACUCCCCCAUCGUGUCCGCUGACAAUGACGGCUUCGAAGGUUGUCCAGAGAUCAACCUGCGAGCAUUAGCCUGUUCGACACCUACUCCUCCCCCUUCGAUGCGACCCGAUUCCAGCAUGUCUGAGCUGGAUCUGGAACUUCUUCCCGGCAUGGUGUUAAUGGACGAGCCCAAACUCGUUAAAGAGGUAAAGACUUCCCACCGGGUGUUCGUGAGGGGGUCCUGGCACGUGGAGGAGGAGAAAGUAGUAAGGAAGGUGUAUCGGCGACCCCGAUCCAGCAGGGAAACAUCAACAGUAUAAAAAGUGGGGAAUAUUACACGAGGAGGUGUUAUUUUGUGACUGAAUGUUGAUGUCAAACGGAAUGAGAAUUUGUCGAAGUAACUUCUGAAUUCUUAUCGCAGUAAAUAAUGAAACACAAUUAAUUAAAUUGAAUUUAAAUGACAAAUUUGUACAGUGUAAGAAAAACAGAAAAUUAUCAAUAUGUUAACAAAAGGGUACAAAUAUAUACACACUGGUGUAUUUGUUUUUAAUAUUAUGAGCAACACGCGUAUGGAAAUUAAGGCCAUGAUAAUAAUGCAAUGAGUAUAUGCUCUCACAAUUUCCCUGGU
Messenger RNA from Patiria miniata (bat star), 2477 nucleotides. Its product is annotated as latrophilin Cirl-like. The record is from RefSeq and is a predicted model, not a curated record. Gene Ontology annotation, cellular component: membrane. Bases 271 to 2169 code for a protein of 632 amino acids. Gene Ontology annotation, biological process: cell surface receptor signaling pathway; adenylate cyclase-activating G protein-coupled receptor signaling pathway. The transcript has 18 exons. Lineage: Eukaryota; Metazoa; Echinodermata; Asteroidea; Valvatida; Asterinidae. Gene Ontology annotation, molecular function: G protein-coupled receptor activity.